GUGCCCCCCAAGCGAUUCCCGGUGGCGGCGGUGGAGACUAUCUUGAAGGAUGUGUUGGGGAGUUACCUGAGGGAGCAGCCCUACGAGCCGACCCGGUGCAGGGACAUGGUGAAGGACAUCGCUGAGGUUAUUAAAGCUCGGGUAAAAGACCUUAUGAUACCGAGGUACAAGAUUGUUGUGGUGACGCAUAUUGGGCAGCUGAAUGAGCAGAGCAUGCAAAUCGGAAGCCGGUGCCUGUGGGAUCCUGCGAGUGAUACGUUUUCGUCGUAUGUGUUCAAGAACACUUCGUUGUUUGCUCUUGCAAAUGUCUAUGCUGUCUAUGUUGAAUAA
This is a messenger RNA of Phaethon lepturus (White-tailed tropicbird), 330 nucleotides long. It is a transcript of the gene DYNLT5, whose product is annotated as Tctex1 domain containing 1. The record is from RefSeq and is a predicted model, not a curated record. The annotation marks the transcript as partial. Lineage: Eukaryota; Metazoa; Chordata; Aves; Phaethontiformes; Phaethontidae. Gene Ontology annotation, molecular function: dynein intermediate chain binding. Gene Ontology annotation, cellular component: cytoplasmic dynein complex; cytoplasm. The transcript is spliced from 2 exons. Gene Ontology annotation, biological process: microtubule-based movement.